AUGUCUGGUGUUCGAGGCCGCCAGGCCCCCAUUGUGAUGGUGAUUGAUUUCCACCAUGCGAGGGGCCCGGAAAUCGAACUCUGCAUCGGAGAGGAGGACAUCGAUAUAGUAACAAAGAAUGACUGGUCUCUUUUACCGUUCAUGGCGUUGUCGGACGGGGCGCAUGCAUCCACCGAGGAAUUCUCAUACUUUACCCUACGCAAGAAGGAGACCGAGACGGCGCCGGCAACAUCUCUGUUUGGAAUCGCCUGUUCACGACAGCUCGACUCGAACCUGCUUAUCAACCGUCCUGCGGAUGUGACUAGGUCCACUGUGCAAAAGGCCGUCGUCGUUAUUACGGAUACCCCUCAGAGCGUGGGGCAACUGAGGGAGAAGCUCUCUGUCGUGACUUCGGCUUGGUUCGCGCAGCGGGACUUCUCGGACAUCGACAUCCUGAAGAAAUUUCGUGAAGGACUCAUAAUCAGCUGGGAACAGAAUGAAGCAUCGAAAGAUCAGAAUCUUGGUCUCUCUCUGCGGGAGAUGAUACACGAGUUCAAGUACCAGACUCUUGUGUUGUUCAAAGCUCUACUUCUGCAGCCAAAGAUGCUCUUCUUCGGCUCACGAUGCGAGCGUUUAUGCAUGAUUCAGUUCUCACUUAUCUCACUAAUCCCGGGCCUAAUAAAUAGCCUUCAGGAUUGCGCUGAUCCGGCCGCUGAUAGCUAUGCGCAGACUGUGGGGAAGCCAACUUCCUUGAAGACGAGUGAUAGAGCGUCCUUGCUGGCAUAUAUGGGUUUGCCGUUGCAGAUAUUUGGAAAGGGAAGCAUGUUCGGACCUUAUACACCACUUCAGCAGCUGGAUCUGCUGGCGGAUCAUGGGACGAAGUCGUACGUUGUUGGAUCUACGAACUCGCUCCUUUUACAACAGAAAGAUCGUUAUAGCGAUAUAUUGAUUAAUCUUGACGAGGACGUUAUCACUAUCUCAUCACCCUCCCUUCGAAGCGCCCUGGUCCUCUCCGCCGCCGACAGGCGCUGGAUUGACCUCCUUACGCAGAUCAUAAACGACACUUGGGAUGAAUCGCAUCCUGAGCGACCAAAGGAUCACGGAUACAUGGGUUCCGAAGAAUUCAUCAGACUCCAAUUCGAGGAGUAUCUACUUGCGUUGCUGGCCUCCGUGAAAUACCACGAGGAGCUGCACUCUUUCAGUAGCGGUGAAUCAGGUCAGAGGAGCAGGGCGCAGUUGGAAGCAUACAAUAUCGAGGGCGAUCCGGCGUCGGAUUUCAAUCCGGAUUUCCUGGCACACUGGCAAACUACCUCCAAUUACGCCUUAUUUAAACGCUUGACGUCCGAUGCUCUUCUAUUCUCAAUCGUUGAGCCUCGUCAUCCCUGCGCGGGUGGUCUCACCAUAGAGGACGUUCAGCGACGGCUGUCGCAACAGGUUGCGGAGCUUCACCUGGACGAACGGGUGCGUGAGGGCCGCGAGGCUCUGAACAGGCAUCUCGCAACCGGCCAGAAGAAAGUCAGCGCUGCAUUCAACAGUUUUUGGGCAGAUAUCGAGGCGAUGCGGGAAGCACAACGGAAGCGGAAUGAGGAGAGAGCUCUUCAGUCGCAACGAUCUUCGAUGGACCAACCUCGGCCGUCCUUAGAUACAGCGUCGGUCACUUCAGCCACAGGCUCCUGGUUUGGUGGGCGAAAGGCCCCCGCUGUGGACAUUGCACAGGCGCAAGCAUCCGUCAACGCAGUGAGUCAGAAAGCUGGCGCAUAUCUUAGUUCAUGGAGCUCGUGGGCCAGCGAGAAACGCAAAGAAUGGCAGGAAAAGAAGGCGACCCCAUCGUCUCCGUCCUCUGUCACCUCUCCUUCCACGCCUACAUUGUCUAGUAUAGUCGAAGGUGAUGACUCGGAAAGAGGCCGACGCCGCUCUAUGCAGCAACAACGCCAAAGUGAAGAUUCAUCAGCUACCCUCUCACGCAGCCGGAGUCGACGGAAGAGAUGGAGCAAUAUCCUUCUGAGACGGGAAAGUGGGGAGUUCGGAGUCCCCAACGCCAAAGAAGAAGGCAGCCCGGACAGCAGCGAACAGGGUCAUCCAUACCCAAAGUCGCCCUUGUCCCGAGGGACCUCAGUUGGUGAAGACGACAUUGCACAGUCAACUCAGCCUAAAAUCAGUGAUUCUUCUACUCAAUCUCCAGUUUAA
This is a messenger RNA of Aspergillus novofumigatus IBT 16806, 2166 nucleotides long. RefSeq names its product putative Avl9 protein. Bases 1 to 2166 code for a protein of 721 amino acids. Gene Ontology annotation, cellular component: cytoplasm. The record is from RefSeq and is a predicted model, not a curated record. The transcript has 10 exons. Lineage: Eukaryota; Fungi; Ascomycota; Eurotiomycetes; Eurotiales; Aspergillaceae.